Molecule: messenger RNA, 834 nt
Organism: Juglans regia (Persian walnut)
Lineage: Eukaryota; Viridiplantae; Streptophyta; Magnoliopsida; Fagales; Juglandaceae
Product: transcription factor bHLH118-like
Exons: 3
Coding region: 112-834 (240 amino acids)
Biological process (GO): regulation of transcription by RNA polymerase II
Cellular component (GO): RNA polymerase II transcription regulator complex
Molecular function (GO): protein dimerization activity; DNA-binding transcription factor activity, RNA polymerase II-specific; RNA polymerase II transcription regulatory region sequence-specific DNA binding
Source: RefSeq, a predicted model, not a curated record
UUAGGGCCAUGGAAAAGAUCUUGAAGAUCUUACACCUUAACUAACAUAUCUGCUUCUUUUGCCUCCAUUGCCACCUCUGAGAGUUGAGAGCUUUGUAUUUCUUUUUGUAAAAUGUUUUCUUUACACGAAAGUGAUGAGCUGUUGUUUCAGAUUUCCUCUAAUGACCGCCAACAACUCGCAGUUCGACAAGAUCUGAUCCUACCUGACGCUUCAAUGGACGACAGUAAUAUUGACAACGAUAAAGGAAGGGGCCGGCGAGGGAAACCAUCAGGUACUUCGGGUAAUUGGGAGAAAACUGAAGACAGCGACAAGAAGACGAUGCAUCGGGAAAUGGAACGGAAAAGAAGGAAAGACAUGUCCGAACUUCACGGGUCUCUGAGAUCUUUUCUCCCUCUUGAAUACAUCAAGGGAAAGCGUUCGAUGUCCGAUCACAUGAACGAGGCUGUGAAUUAUAUCAAACACCUUCAGAAUAAUAUUAAAGAACUGGUUGACAAGAGGGAUGAGCUAAAGAAGCCGUCCAAUUCUAUUGCCCGUGAACCUGAGAAUGAAACCUUAACUUCCUGUCAGAGAACUUGUGUUAUGAUCCGACCUUGUUUAGGUGGGGUUGAGAUUAUGGUCAGUAGUAGCUUGACAGAUCAAGGAUUGCCUUUAUCAAGAGUGCUACAAGUACUGCUUGAGGAAGGGAUUGCUGCUGAUAGCUGUAUUUGUACCAAAGUAAAUGAAAGGUUAAUCUUCACUAUCCAAACUGAGGGUGGUGAUAUGACACGUGUAGAUCUACGAGGGCUGCAACAUAAACUAACCGAGGCAAUUCCUUUACCAAAGAAAAUUCCCUAA